UAGAGUAUGUACAAAUUCAUAACCUUUUGCAUAUUGUUUUUCGUAGAAUAAAAAAUACGUUGUAAUUUUGUUAUUUGUUUGUUUUUUUGGGAUUGUUGGUGGAUCAAUUAUCAUCCAUGUUUCAUCGUUAAUAAUACAAACAAAAGAAAAAAACAAUAAACAUCAUUUCAAUUGUUGCAUCAAGUUAUUUAAUAUUUUUCUUUGACAAAUAUUGUUUAUAAAUAAAUAAUAAACCAGAGGGAAGAAUAAUUGAUUAAAUAAAUAAAAUAAUCAAGAUGCCUAGACGUAAAAAGAUGUUUUCAAAAACAGCAAUUGGUGAAGACACAAGAAUUGCUGUUAAUUUAACAAUAAAAAAAUUAAUGGAUACACCAGAACAAAAAGAAUUUGAAUUUCCAUCAUCAUACACAGCUGAGGAACGUGCUUACAUUCAUAAGCUAUGUAUUGAUCUUGGUUUAAAAUCGAAAAGCAGAGGUAAAGGUGCAAAUCGUUUUUUAACAGUUUACAAACGUGAAGGUUCAUCAAUAAUACAAUCUGAUGCAAUAGUUAAACUUCAAAAACCAUCAAAACAAAUAAUAAUUAAUUUAAUACAAAAAUUUCCAUUAAAUGCUAAAGAAAGACAAGAUUUAUUACCACCAACUGAACGUGAACGUACACUUGAUAAUGAAACAAUAACAAAUACAAAAGCAAUGGGUCGUUUGAAUAACAGUAUUCCUCAAGUACCACAAUUAAAAACAAAUCCAGAUUUAGUUAAUUUUCGUAAAAAUUUAACUGUAUUUAAUUCACGUAAUAAAAUAUUAGAAGCAUUAGAAACAAGUCAAGUUGUUGUUGUUGGUGGUGAAACUGGUAGUGGUAAAACAACUCAAGUACCACAAUAUAUACUUGAAAAUUGUCAAGAAAAAAAUCAAGCAUGUCGUAUAAUAUGUACACAACCAAGAAGAUUAUCAGCAGUAUCAAUUGCUGAAAGAGUUGCAUUUGAACGUAGUGAAAAUAUUGGACAAACAUUUGGUUAUCAAAUACGUUUAGAAAGUAGAGUUGCACCAAAAACAUUGCUAACAUAUUGUACAAAUGGUGUUCUAUUACGUACAUUAAUGGGUGGUGAUUCAGCACUUGCAACAAUAACACAUAUUAUCAUUGAUGAAAUUCAUGAACGUGAUCGUUUUUGUGAUUUUUUAUUAAUUGGAUUAAAAGAAGCACUUAAUAAAUUUAGAACAUUAAAACUUAUUUUAAUGAGUGCAACAAUGGAUACAAGUAUAUUUGUUAAAUAUUUUAAUCAAUGUAGUGUUAUUAAUGUACCUGGUAGAUGUUAUGAUGUUGAUGUUUAUUAUCUUGAGGAUAUACUUAAAAUAACUGGUUAUAUGACUAAACAAAUGCUCAUAAAACGUGCUGAAUUUAUUAAUAAAAAUGAACAAAAAAAAGUAUUAGAAUCAUGGACACAAUCAGCACCAAGUAAAAAUAAAAAAAAUAAAAAAAAUUUAUCAAAAAUAACAGCAGCAGCUGGUGCAAAUGCUAGUGCACCUGUAGCAUUACCAAUAUUGGGUCAAAAAAAUAUAUCUGUUGUUGAAAAAAUUGAACUUGAACCAUGGUUACGUGAUGAAAUGGAUAAAAAUAUAUCUGAUGCAUGGUUAUGUGGUGAACAAGAAAAUUUUUCACAAUUAUUACAUUUAAUAAUGUCAGAAAAUAUAUCAGUUGAUUAUCAACAUUCAACAACAUCAGUAACACCAUUAAUGGUAUCAGCUGGACGUGGUUGUAUUAAUACAACUGAACAAUUAUUAAAUCUUGGUGCAAAUUUAAAUAUACGUGCUAGUAAUGAAUGGACAGCACUUGAUUGGGCUAAAAAUAUGAAUGAAAUUGAAUGUGCUGAGUUAAUUGAAUCAUAUAUGAAAUCAUAUUCAUGUAAUUAUGAUAAUAAUUCACCACAAUAUACAGAUGGUGUAUUAUCUGAUGAAGAUAAAUUACUUCUUGAUAUUUAUCAAAAUACAUUUGAUGAUGCAAAUGUUGAUUAUGAUUUAAUGUUAACACUUGUAUUUCAUAUACAUUCUAAAAUGCCACCAGGUGCAAUACUUAUAUUUUUAUCUGGUUAUGAUGAUAUUGUAACAAUGAGAGAUAAAAUUGAACUUGAAGAAAGAAGUUUAAGUCAAUCAAUGAAAUAUAAUUUAUUUGUUCUUCAUUCAAAUAUGCAAACAUCUGAUCAAAAACGUGUAUUUCGUCCAAGUCCACCAGGUGUUAGAAAAAUAAUAUUAUCAACAAAUAUUGCUGAGACAUCAAUAACAAUUGAUGAUGUUGUUUAUGUUAUUGAUUCUGGUAAAGUUAAAGAAAAAUCAUUUGAUGCAAUGUCUGGUGUUUGUUCAUUAACAUCAAAUUGGAUAUCACAAGCAUGUGCUAAUCAACGUAAAGGUAGAGCUGGAAGAUGUCAAAAGGGUAUUUGUUAUCGUUUAUUUUCAUCAAAUCGUUAUGCAAAUAUGCAAAAAUAUCAAACACCAGAAAUACUACGUUUACCACUACAAGAACUUUGUUUAUUUACAAAACAUUUAGCACCAGGUAAUACACCAAUUGCUGAGUAUCUUGAUAGAGCACUUGAGCCACCAUCAAAUGUCGUAUCACGUAAUGCUGUACAAUUAUUAAAAUCAAUUGAUGCACUUGAUGCAUGGGAAGAUUUAACUGAAUUAGGUGUACAUUUAUUAGAUUUACCAGUUGAACCAAGACUUGGAAAAAUGUUACUAUAUUCAGUUGUACUUAAAUGUAUUGAUCCAAUUCUCACAAUUGUAUGUAGUUUAGCAUAUAAAGAUCCAUUUAUAUUACCAUCAAGACCAUGUGAAAAAAGAGCAGCAAGUAUUGCUAGAAAAAAAUUUUCAUCUGAUUCAUAUUCUGAUCAUAUGACUCUAUUAAGAGCAUUUCAAGCAUGGCAACAAGCACGUUCAAGUGGACGUGAACGUCAAUUUUGUGAAAAAAAUUUUAUAUCAUCAGCUGUUAUGGAAAUGAUUGUUGGUAUGAGAUCACAAUUAUUAGGACAAUUAAGAGCAUCAGGUUUUGUACGUGCAAGAGGCUCUGGUGAUAUACGUGAUUUAAAUUGUAAUUCAGAAAAUUGGUCAAUUGUUAAAGCAUGUCUUGCUGCUGGUUUAUAUCCAAAUUUAAUUCGUGUUGAUAGAGAUUUUUCACAAAUGAGAACACAAAAAGAAACAAAAGUACGUUUUCAUCCAUCAUCAACACUUCGUGAUUUAGAAAAAUCAUCAACAACAUCAUCACAAUCACAAUCACAUUGUUCAAAUGUCAGUACCCUACCAGCUGACUGGUUAGUUUAUGAAGAAAUGAGUCGUGCUGGACGUUUUUGUCAUGUUAAAACAGUAACAUUAAUUAAUCCAAUGACUGUUGCAUUAUUUAGUGGUCCAUCAAGAUUAGCUAUGGAUACAAUAUAUGAAACAGAAUCAAUGCCAGAAAGUGAAUCUGAUUCUGAAGCUGAAGAUAGUCGUGAAGGUAUGACUAUACUUAAACUUGAUGAUUGGGUUGUAUUUAAAAUGGAAUUUGAAACAGCACGUUUAAUUCUUAAUUUACGACAAAAAUGGAAUGCAUUAUUUUUAAGAAGAAUGAAAGCACCAACAAAACCAAUGACACCACUUGAUGAACAAGUUAUUAAAGCAAUUGUCAGUGUUAUUACAAAUGAAGAACAAGCAUUUGAUCUUUCACAACCAACUGGUAUUGGUCAACGUCCUCGUCCACUUAUUGUUGAUUAUUAUCCAGCAAAUGCAAGACGUACUGAUGAUGUUGAACAGUAAAUAAUGGAAACUUUUUAAUCCAAUGCCUCUGACUUCAUGUACCUUCCUCGUUCUAUAAUUUAAAAAAAAACAAAUUUAAAUGUGUUAUUUUAACUUAAAAAAAAAGGUGAUAUUACGUUAUGAACAAGUCAGGAUUAUGGUAUUAUUAGUUUCUAAUAGUUUUUUCUAUUUUGCUUCGAUUGUUUUUUUUUUUUUUUUCACUACGAAACUUGUACUAUUUUUAGUCAAUUCUACGUCAUAAUAUUACAAUGAUAUAAGUUGAUAUUAAUUCAACAUUUAAAAGACUUGUAUUUUAUAUAUUAAAAACAUUUUAAAAAUUAAAAAAAAAAAGCAAAUAUAUAUGUGAAUAAAAAAUAAAAUAUAUGUGAAAAAUAAGUACUGAACUUUUAAUUAUUUUUAUUUUAAAUAAUAAUAUUUAUUAAAAGUUAAUAUUUAUUUUAUUUGAUUAUUUCUAAAAAAAUUUAAUAAUUGUCUAAUAAAAUAUGUUGCAAGUAAUAA
Aphidius gifuensis is the source of this 4268-nucleotide messenger RNA. RefSeq names its product 3'-5' RNA helicase YTHDC2-like. The transcript is spliced from 3 exons. Gene Ontology annotation, molecular function: ATP binding; RNA binding; protein binding. The record is from RefSeq and is a predicted model, not a curated record. The coding region runs from base 276 to 3770 and encodes 1164 amino acids. Gene Ontology annotation, cellular component: intracellular anatomical structure. NCBI's taxonomy places the organism in Eukaryota, Metazoa, Arthropoda, Insecta, Hymenoptera, Braconidae.